CAGGAGCGCCUCCCGCCCAGCGUCCCUUCAUCCUGGCUCCAGCAUCCACGCCCUCCCUCUAACUCGUCCCCUAGACCCCGAGCCCCGCCAUGGCUCGAGGAGACGCCCCGGAGGAUGGCUACCACCUAGUCGGGACCAGCUUCUUUAUCCUUGGCUUGGGGACCCUGCUGCCCUGGAACUUCUUCAUCACUGCCAUUCCAUACUUUCAGGCUCGGCUAGCCAUUGUCAACGGCACAGGAGAGCCCUCUGGAGCCAACAUCACAAGCCCUGGAGAUGCCUUCAACUUCAACAACUGGAUGACUCUCCUGUCCCAGCUACCUCUACUACUCUUCACCCUCCUCAACUCUUUCCUUUACCAGUGCAUCCCAGAUAUGGUGCGCAUCCUUGGCAGCCUCCUGGGCAUCCUUCUGCUCUUCAUCCUGACCGCCACCCUGGUCAAAGUGGACAUGAGCCCUGACCUCUUCUUCUCUAUCACCAUGGCCUCCAUCUGGUUCAUCAACUCUUUCUGCGCCGUUCUCCAGGGCAGCCUGUUUGGGCAGCUGGGGGCCAUGCCCCCUACCUACAGCACCCUUUUCCUCAGCGGCCAAGGCUUAGCGGGGACCUUUGCUGCUCUUGCCAUGCUGAUGUCCAUGGCCAGUGGAGUGGAUGCCCAGACCUCUGCCCUGGGCUACUUUAUCACCCCGUGUGUGGGCAUCCUUGUCUCGAUUGUCUGCUACCUGUCCCUGUCACACUUGGAGUUCGCCCGAUACUACCUGGACAAGAAGGUGCCCCACCCGCAGGCGUACGAGCUGGAGACCAGGGCCGAGCUGCUGCAAGCCGAUGAGAAGAAUGGCUUUCCUGGGAGUCCCCAAAAGGCAAUGCUAGCCCUGGAGAUGGAGCCAGAGAAAGCGCCUCAGCCCGGGAAGCCUUCCAUCUUGGUUGUUCUCAGAAAGAUCUGGGUGAUGGCUCUGUGCAUCGUCCUGGUCUUCACGGUCACCCUGUCUGUCUUCCCGGCCAUCACUGCCAUGGUGACCAGCUCCAGAGGCCCCGGAAAGUGGAGCCAGUUCUUUAACCCCAUCUGCUGUUUCCUGCUCUUCAACACCAUGGACUGGUUGGGAAGAAGUAUGACUUCCUACUUCCUGUGGCCGGAUCAGGACGGCCGUCUGCUGCCGCUGCUGGCCUGCCUUCGUUUCCUCUUUGUUCCCCUCUUCAUGCUGUGUCACGUGCCCGAGCGGGCCCAUCUGCCCGUACUCUUCCCGCAGGACGCCUGCUUCAUCACCUUCAUGUUGCUUUUUGCCCUCUCCAAUGGCUACCUGGUGUCUCUCACCAUGUGCUUGGCCCCCAGGCGAGUCCUGCCCCAUGAGAGUGAGGUGGCUGGAGCUCUCAUGACUUUCUUCCUGGCCUUAGGGCUCUCCUGUGGGGCCUCCCUCUCUUUCCUCUUCAAAUCCCUAUUGUGAGCCGGCUCCAUCUCCUUCCUCCCCCUGCUUAUAUGGGGCUGGGAGCCUUCCCAGGACUGUGGGGUUUGGGACUUGGGAGAGGAAGGAGCUGAGAACAGGUCCUAGACAGGUGACCAAGGAGCAAGAAGCCAGGCUAUGGGAACAAGCUGACUGCCAGCGAAGGCGAAGAGAUCUCAGCAACUGUCCUGCCCACCUGGAGGAUUCUUAGGAAAGAGAUGCCCCCAGCCAGCCGCUUCCCUCUCCCCUUGGCAGACUCUGAAUCGGUUAUUUUAAUGGGUUUAAGGGGAUAAAAGGCCCCCAGCUUUUCUUGGUCAUGGGGCAAUCCUCCAGUAGCUCUAAAAAGGGGCUAUUUGGCCACCUGGCUGGGGUGGUAUAGAUGCUGACCUGGCCUGGGGGCAGGGGGAUGGACCUGAUGACCCUUGGUGGCUUUAGGUUUCUGUAGUUUGGGGAACCCCUUUGGGAAUUUCAUUGGCGAACUUUAUUUUGGGAUCAGGCUGUAUCAUAAGCCUGUGGAGGAAAUAAUGCCAAGUUUUGCCCCGAUUUUCUAACUUUCCUGCAAAAGUUUUACUAGCGGGGUCUAUGCCAAAGGUGGCCUCAGCUUCUGCUGUUGUAAGUAGCUGAGUUAAUGACCGGUGUGGCCGCUGCCUCUGACUUUGAGCUCAGAGAGAGUGAGUCCCCGUUUCAGGGCUCAUUCCGGGAAGCCCUCUUUGUUCCAUUUCUCUGGUCGUUGGGCAGAGAAGGUCUGGGAUGGGAAAAGCAGGGGGAGGUCAGAAGAACUCAACCAAUCAGUAAACAUUAAGA
Molecule: messenger RNA, 2237 nt
Organism: Gracilinanus agilis (Agile Gracile Mouse Opossum)
Lineage: Eukaryota; Metazoa; Chordata; Mammalia; Didelphimorphia; Didelphidae
Gene: SLC29A2
Product: solute carrier family 29 member 2
Exons: 12
Coding region: 90-1436 (448 amino acids)
Biological process (GO): uridine transmembrane transport; nucleoside transmembrane transport; thymine transport
Cellular component (GO): plasma membrane; basolateral plasma membrane
Molecular function (GO): nucleoside transmembrane transporter activity
Source: RefSeq, a predicted model, not a curated record